AUGUCAAAUGCGCUGACCCGGUCCUCGACAAUGCGACUUAUGAGACUCGUGAUUCUGUUCAAAUCUCUUUCGAAUCUGUUGAAUCUGUUGAAUCUCUUCGAUCUCUCUAUUAUUGACCGGCAACUAGAGUUGCGGAUUGCAAAUUGGGGAGUUCUCAGCGAAAGUGGUACGGUCGGCCUGUGCAACGAGGUGGAGAAUCAACAAAGUCCCCACCUAUGCAAGAAAUUGAAAGACCUAAAACACAACGAGGAGGGAAUGUAG
Molecule: messenger RNA, 261 nt
Organism: Penicillium hordei
Lineage: Eukaryota; Fungi; Ascomycota; Eurotiomycetes; Eurotiales; Aspergillaceae
Exons: 1
Coding region: 1-261 (86 amino acids)
Source: RefSeq, a predicted model, not a curated record